AUGAGCGACGGCAUGGCCUCCACAGUGACUCCCCCUCCAAGCGAUCCUUCGCCGGGGGCGAGACCGGCAGUCCCCAAGAAGCGAGAGGGCGACGCCACGCCCGAGGGAAAGCCCAAGCGCACGCGCACAGGCUGUUUGACAUGCAGAGAGCGCCAUCUCAAGUGCGACGAGACCAAGCCAACCUGCAACAAUUGCUCCAAGUCGCAAAGAGACUGCAAUUGGGGCAAGAAACUCAACUUUCUUGACACCACAUGUGAGAGGAAUGCAUACAUCAUACCAAAAGGCAACGACUACUGCAUCGCUUUCCAGGAUGAAUCGAGAACAAUCGCUGGUGAAUACGUCGGGGGGCGAGAAAUGUACCCGGCAGAGGAGGCCGACGACCACAUACCCAUCAUGGGCAAUGGAUUCGACAUGGGACCGCCCGUCAGUCUAGGUGCGCCAGGCCCCUCGCGCCAACACCUUAUACCAAUACAAGGCAUUGUACCCGACUUCCAGCAAGCGUCGCACAACUUCAGCUACGACCAUCAGCGAGCGCCUCAGCAGCAACCCACACGUGCACAAGAGGUCCUGUAUAUGCAAGUCUUCGUGGAGGAGAUAGGCAUAUGGAUGGACAGUAUGGAUGCACACAAACACUUCUCGCGCCUCCUCCCGUUCCACGCGUUGAACGAACCCAUGCUUCUUCACGCUUUCCUUGCUUGUGGCGCACGACAUCUCGCUCUCGUCAAUCCCAAGUACAGCGAGGACAAAGCAUUACAUUACUAUGAUGUGUCCACGAAGGAUUUGCUACUCUCAUUGCAAGACCCUGACCGCGACACGAUACUUUGUGCCACAACGGCCGUAAUACUGAACGUUUACGAAAUCAUGGGCGAACGAGCCUUGCAACGCAUGAACCAUAUCGCUGGUGCACGCGCACUGAUCAAGGAAUGCCGAUGGAAUGCAAGGUCCACAGGCAUAGGGGCUGCAUGCUUCUGGCUGAAUGUUGGCAUGGAGAUUCUAAGCUGUCUACAUUUUAACUGGCAGGUCGCUUGGGACCCAGACGACUGGGGUAUUGAAAUGGACUUCACUCCCGAGAUCGAGUCAGGCAAAGAAGAGGUCUGGACCCAUCGAAUACUUUACAUCGUUGCACGCACCUGCAACUUCCGUGCAUCAAUACCCCGAAACCAAGACGUUGCCCGACAGACGCUUCAAGACAGGCAUGCUGAAUGGACCCGACUGAAGGACAUGACAGACAAGUGGAAUGAGAACAUCCCACGGACUAUGCAUCCAAUGGCAUACCUCUACCCUGGCCAAACCAUCUCCGGCUCUGCCUUUCCAGAAGUGUGGCUUGUUAAGCGAGCGUCCAUUGUGGCAAGACUCUUCUACCAUACAUGCUUGGUACUACUAGCGCAGAUCAACCCCAUCCAGGGGCCGAACGAACCUGAAAUGUGGGCAAUGCUCGAACAGAAUUCAAAAUUCAUUUGUGGCAUCAGUGCACACGUCAAAGAUCGCGGUGUGGCGAGCGUGGCUUUGCGCUCACUUGCAAUAGCUGGAGAAUGCCUGACAGAUCGUCGAGAGCAGGAGGAAGUACUCCAAAUCUUCGAUAAGAUUCGUCAAGAGACAGGAUGGCGUGUUGGCUUUGUCAACACCGAAUUGAAGCAGCGAUGGGGUUGGGAUACGCCCCAACAGGAACAACAACAGCAAGCUCAGCAACAGGCACAACAAGCCCAGCAGCAACAGCAAGUGCAACAAGCACAGCAGCAGCAGCAACAACAACAACAGCAACAACAACAACAGCAACAACAGCAACAACAGCAGCAGCAACAGCAGCAGCAGGUGAACGGCCACGUACAAGACACUAUGGCCUACCAACAGCAACCGAUGCAGCAUGCGCAGAUGGUCAUUCAGCAACAAAUGCCCCCGGCCUCACUUCCGCCUGCUCUGAUUCAGCCUAGACGACCGCCCGCUUUUGGCAAUCCCCUUCUCGUGGCCGAUUUUAGCAUGCCGCAACAUCCUUACCAGACCCAUUACGUCCCCGCAAACGUUAUCCAACAGCAGCAGCCGCCAUCGCUCUUACAACCGCCGUUGAGUGGUAUGAACGGAUACGGCGGGCAGAGUUUCUACUAA
Molecule: messenger RNA, 2103 nt
Organism: Parastagonospora nodorum SN15
Lineage: Eukaryota; Fungi; Ascomycota; Dothideomycetes; Pleosporales; Phaeosphaeriaceae
Exons: 2
Coding region: 1-2103 (700 amino acids)
Biological process (GO): positive regulation of transcription by RNA polymerase II
Cellular component (GO): nucleus
Molecular function (GO): transcription cis-regulatory region binding; zinc ion binding; DNA-binding transcription factor activity, RNA polymerase II-specific
Source: RefSeq, a predicted model, not a curated record